Acanthocheilonema viteae is the source of this 603-nucleotide messenger RNA. NCBI's taxonomy places the organism in Eukaryota, Metazoa, Nematoda, Chromadorea, Rhabditida, Onchocercidae. The record is from the annotation of a GenBank genome assembly.
CAAUGGUCAGACUUCUUCUGCCCUACUGCGCAAAAUAUAUUGCUCACAUGGUUCUUGGGACUGACUUCGCAUCAGGAAUAUUAUCAUUCGAUGGGCCUUCAAAAUGCUCUUUGCCUAUCAAUAAAUUGCAUAACCGAUGAAUUUAUUCGAACUGUCCCACUAUUACCUGUUUUUGAUGUCGAAUUGGAUCUCCUCAACUAUGAUGAGCACCUACAGUCACUAGUGAUACCAUUACACACACUAAUCAACUCGCCUUUUCCAGAUGUCCAAAUUGCUGCGCUGAAAAUAUUGAAGUUAAUAACAAAGAACAUGUUGAAGAUACAAAAUAAUCGCAACGAGGAAAACGAUAUAGGAGAUGAGAAAUUUCCUUCUAGUUAUCAAAAACAUUUACCUGUGCCCUUUACGCGAAUUUUGGAUGAUACUAUAACAGACAAUAUUUUAUCACCGAAGUUGCUUAUUUGGGAUGCUUUUAUCAGUUCGCUAAGUCAAUUUGAACUACUCGAAAGAGUGGCGUAUAGCAGUGCUAUGGGUCCAUACAUUGAUCAAAUCAUGCCUCAUCUGUUUAGCCUUCUUCCAGAUCCUCAUUUAUUUAAGUUUUUCUAA